Messenger RNA from Nematostella vectensis (starlet sea anemone), 3204 nucleotides. RefSeq names its product dorsal-ventral patterning tolloid-like protein 1. The coding region runs from base 313 to 2274 and encodes 653 amino acids. The record is from RefSeq and is a predicted model, not a curated record. Lineage: Eukaryota; Metazoa; Cnidaria; Anthozoa; Actiniaria; Edwardsiidae. The transcript has 10 exons.
UAGUGGGAGUAAAAUGGCGGAGAUGAAAAAGCGUUAACAAGCAAACAGACUCCGAUGAAUUGAGCUUUGGGUCCCUGCUCAGAAACUAUUUAAGCGUAUUUAAUUAGCCAUUUAUCUUUCAACCAUCAAACAAAUUGGCAUCCUUUUGUUUUAAUAGUUGUAAUACAAAAGAAAUUAAUGGCUAAUAAGCUGGCAUGUCAGACAAUGCCGUAAAUCAAAACUUUCUGAUAAACCUCUCUAAGGAAAUGACUCUGGCGUGAAUACGUUAACAUAGCUAAAGAUUACUCAAUCGUCUCAACCGUUGCCUCCUCGAUGCAUGCGAGUAUGGCCAGGAAUUACCUGGCGCUGUUCUCUGUGGUUGUAUUCGGCGUUUCUUCAUGUACGAGCAUCGAUCCUACACCUAGCCUCAGCGCAUAUGUUUACUACACCUCCCUCGCGGAUAACACUUUGGAUGUCGAUCCCUCAGCUACACUCUACACCAUUGCGGCAUCUCCAAGCUUUAUGGUGACUUCGUUUACAGGAUGUGGCGGCAAUCUCACCAACUCCACUGGUCAGCUGACGCACCCAAACUACCCACGUGACAUGCCCAAUAUCGGCACGUGCACCUGGCGAAUCACGCUCGCACCAGGCUCCAGGGUGGCUCUCCGCUUCAGCUUCUUAAACCUCGAGCUGAGUGACGCAUGCGCAAAGGACUCUCUAGAGGUCUUGGACGCGCGGUCUAGUGUACAGACCAGGCUAAAGGAGUACUGUGGGAGCCUGGAGCGACCAGAGAGUCUGGUGACUAGCGGUAAAGAGGUGGAAGUACGCAUGCGCUCCAACUCGACACAGUCGGGCCGAGGCUUUCUCAUCACGUACUCGGAGUUUGAAGGGUGUAAUAAAACGUUGACUAGCAGCAGCGGAGUCAUCGAGUCCCCGUAUUACCCCGACAGCUAUCCGCUAAACGUGAACUGCACAUACCGCAUCCAGGUGACCGCUGGACAAUUGGUAUCACUGGCCAUAGAAUUCCUGGAUCUAGCGUACUCGUCCGCGUGUAGUGAUGAUGCGCUCGAAGUCUGGGACGGGCCAGUCGGGAGCUCGGCGCUGAUUGGUCGAUACUGUGGUUACAUGAUUGGUCAGUGGGUGCAGUCUAAUGGAAAUGAGCUGACUGUGCAGUUCUGGUCUGACCUGACGGAAACGAGGCGUGGUUUCAAAGUUCUCUACCGCGCGGUACAAUCAGCGUGCAAUUCUACUAUAACCAACCAAGAGGGCAGCCUCAUAUCCCCCAUGGGAAACUCGAAAUGUACGUGGACCAUUCAAGCACCCGCUGGUCACGUGAUAUCGAUCUUGUUUGACCGGUUUUACCUGGAACAGACGGAAAACUGUUCACGUGACCACCUCGUGAUCAAAGAAGGCGGCUCGGUGAUUGGUCGUUACUGUGGUUACCAGAAAGGGGAGCUGAUCUACUCCAAAACCGAUGAAGUGCGCUUGGAGUAUGAAUCAACAUCGGGACUCACGAACGCUGGUCUCCAGAUACACUACACGUCGCUGCUGUUUGAGUGCAGAGGGUAUCUGAACAGCAGUCGCGGCUCUAUCAAGUCUCCCCUUUACCCAGACAACUACCCCAACAACGUGUACUGCGCAUGGCAAAUAGAGCAGCGGCCUGGUUACGCAGUCGACCUCUUAUUCCUAACUGUCGAUCUGGAGUUUGCGAUAAACUGCUCACGCGACUACGUUGAAGUGUUCGACGGACCUGAUAAUAGUUCCCAGUCCCUUGGAAAGUUCUGCUCGGACAAGGAUGUCAAGCGUCGCGUGGUCACAUCCGGGAAUGUCAUGUUUGUGGAGUUUGUGACGAAUGGCAGAGUGGCUAGGGAAGGGUUUGAUAUUAGCUAUACUUUACAUAAAACAGAUUGUCCCUGCAAUUUCACUAACGCGUCGGGAAUCGUCGAGUCUCCGAAUUAUCCCGACUUCUACCCGAAGGGUUACGACUGCUCUUGGCUGAUUUCGUACGAGCUCGGCUACCAGAUCUACGUAACGUUCACGUACUUCGAGUUGGAUUACAGCGCACACUGCUCCGGUGAUAACCUGGAAUUCUUGGACGGCUUUGGCAAGUACUUGGACGUCACGUGGCAAGUACUGCGGCUACCUGGUCACCAGGGAACAGGUGGUCUCUACCGGACACCAGAUGGUGGUCAGGUUCCACUCGGACGAGGCGGGCGGCAACGCCAGAGGAUUCGUGCUUUCCUACACAGUGGACGGUACAGGUCCUCCCCCGCCCCCGCGAACUCCUACAAGUGAUGAGCUAGCCCAGACUGUGCAAGUCACGUUUGAAAAUCUUCGACCAGACAAGAACGCUUUACUCGACGCCGUCAAUCAAUCAACAAGCUUCAUCUCAUCAGCAUUCGGCUUCUCCAUUAUCAAAGUGACAAAAUACUCUAUCCCAACACCCACAAGUCACGUGACAACUCCACCCUUGUCGUCCGCGGAGCGUGAAAAAUCAUACUUAACCAUGGCGCUAGCUAUCGGCGGUGGCGUGUUGGUAUUGAUUCUGGCUGUAGUGUUGCGGUUUUGUUAUUGGCGAAAGAAGAAUGGUAAGGUGCAGCCAGUAUCUCAUACCAAUCAAGAAGACAAGCAUGGCGUCGAGAUGCUCGCGACAAACGUGACACCGCCAUUGGAACAGCAUGUCACGCCUUCUAUGUAACGCAACUCUAUAGAAAAAAUAUAUAUCACGCCCUGUUUGAAAAACAGCCCUUUUUAGCUGUUUAGUAAUCCACACCACCCUAUUCACCAUCUUCCAUAAGUUACUCCUUACUCAAUUACUAUUUUUAUCUUUUGUUAGUUAAUCAUCAAUGAGCUUUGUACAUAUACUAGCUGCAAUAUGCUACUGUAACUCAUUUUUAACCUGACGAAGGUAGGUAUUGGCCUGCCGAAAUAUUGUUCUAAAAACAUAAAUCUGCGUUGUUGUCGACUUUUUCUUUUAAAGGUUCUAUUUUUAAGUCCGAGAGACAUUACUUUCUAGAUACGUUACACUCAUAUAAAGUCAACGGAAUUCUGCAAUUUUGUGAAUCAACACAAAUAACAGCAUCGUACCAAAAACUACACGUAACCAGCCCGACUAAGUAGCGUGACAUUCCCAUGAGGCAUGUGAUGUCACGUAACGCAAAUAUGAGUUGCCCGCAGCCAGCAUAAACUAAGGUUCACUUGUUAAUAAAAACACAAGAAAGAGUA